Paramecium sonneborni is the source of this 1348-nucleotide messenger RNA. Lineage: Eukaryota; Ciliophora; Oligohymenophorea; Peniculida; Parameciidae. The record is from the annotation of a GenBank genome assembly.
AUGUUUUUCUAUUUUAUUAUUUGUUUUACGUAUGCAGCUAUCACUAAAAAAUCUUUGAAAGGUAAAUCAUUUUAUUUAGAAGCCUUCAGAUUUAUAUAGCAAAUAUUUAGAGAUCGAUUUUGAAGUUGAGAGUGGUUCAGCUACAGGAUUGUUAAAAGAAUAGAAUAAUAUGUUUUAUCAAUUACUAUACUAAAAGGGAUUUGAUGAGAAAACAAUUAAAACAGACAAUAUCUUACUAAUUUGGCUUUAAGGAGGUCCUGGGUGCUCAUCUUAAAGUGCAUUUUAUGAAUUGAUUGGUCCAUUUCAUAUUGUUAAAUCAGAUGCUGAUUUUAUUAUUGAAAAAAAAAAUAAUAGUUGGAAUGAUUUUGCUUCAAUCUUAUUUAUUGAUCAACCUUUUGGAACAGGAUUUAGUUAAGGAGAUAUCUUAAUAAAUUCAACUUUAAAAGCUUCAGCUUAUUUUGUAGAAUUUAUGGUUGAAUUUUUUAAAGUUCAUCCUGAAUUUGGAUAAGCUCAAACCUAUCUGACUGGAUUUAGUUAUUCUGGUCAUUUUGUUCCUUUUUUUUCUAAUUGUUUGCUUGCUAGUGAUAUUAAAUUCAAUUACAAAGGAAUUAUUAUAGGAAAUGGAUUAUAAAGUGUGAUAAAUUAGAUAUCAUCCAUUUCUUCAUAUUUAUAUAUAAAUGGGUAUUUAAGUUAAGAAUAAAAGUAAAUAUCAUAGAAAAAAGAGAAUUAAAUAUAAUCAAUGAUCUUAAAGUACUAAGAGAAAUAAGCAGGAGCAGCUUUUACGUAAUACUCAAAGGAUUUAGAAAAAUUAACAAAAACAGAUUUAUCAAAUAUUUUAUUAAAACACUACGCUAAACGAUCAAAUGAUUGGAUUAGUUUUAUAAACAAAUAUAAAGAUAAAUUUGGAAUCUAAAAUAACAUUACAGAGGUUUGUAAUUAAUAAGUAAAAUAAUAAAUGGAAUCAGAUUUUUCUUUUGAUUUGACCAAAUAAAUCUAAGAAUUGCUUUAAAAAGGAACUAUACUAUUCUAUGAUGGUUAAAUGGAUGCAAGCAUAAAUCAUGCUGGAACUUUAAGUUGGAUAUCAAGUCUUCAAUCUGAAUACAUUCAUUAAUGGAAAUCAGAAAAAAAAUCCAUCUUUAAGUUUGAAGGAAGAACUGUUGGUAAUUUGAAAAAAACUUAAAAAUUUACCUCUGUCAUAAUCUAUAAUGCUGGUCAUACUGCUACUUUCGAUUAACCAUAAAUCAUAUAUCAAAUGAUGAAGCAUCACCUCAAUAAUGACUAUAAUUGGAGUUGAAAUUAAGGUAAUUAUGAAAAGAAUUAUUUCAUUUUAUAAAAAUGUUGAAUAGGG